AUGGGUUCAUGUGCUUCAAAACCAAAAAAAGCAAACAAUUCAACUAAAAAUAAAAAAAGAUUAAGCUCUAAUAUAUCAAAGAGUAACAAUCAGGAUAUUUCAAGUGCUGAUGCUAAAAAAUUCCAAGAUGAACACAAAAAUAAUUUAAAUCAAGUUGCAUUAAAUUGGAAACCAAAUACAAUCGGAAUUUGGAAGAGAUCACACGAAAAAUUAGCUAUUCAUACUGAUAUACCAAGAUUAGGCCAUAAGAUUGAAAUUAUCGAUAAGUUAGAUAGAUUAUCAAAUAUUAGUUUUUCAAAUGUUACAUCAAUAUCAUUAAAUAAUAAUACAAUCCCAUCAUCUGAAAAUUUAGAUGCUUUACAACAACAAUCCCAACAACAAUCCCAACAAGAUAACAAUAAUAAUAAUACAUCAACAACAACACAACAAAAUGAGAAUAUAACACCAAAAUCGGAACAAUUACUUGAACAUAAUUCUAAAUAUACAUCAUUAACAACAUUAACAUCACAUGGUUUUUCAACAGCCCAAGUUCUAAAGAAAGAAGAGGUAGUUUAUCAAGUAUUGACCAACUUGGCACAUCUUUUAGAUGGAGAAGAAAAAGAAAAAAGAAUUAAAAACAACUUUUCAAACUAUAUCAAGGGGUCAGGUGAUAUGUCUCAACAAUUAUUGGCAUUACUCGGUGCUGAGGUCGGUGAAAAUAGUAGAUUAAUGUCAUUAUUAAAAGUUUGCCAUCAAAAAAUUAUUUUACCAAGUUAUUAUUUUAUUAAAGCCAAUUUAUUUGAAGAUUUACCAUUUAGAGACAAGAGAGGAAGCUGGCGUAUGAGAAUUACUUUUGAAACCGAUGGUACCGUAGUUGCAUCACAUUCAAAACGACAACAAUCCACUGGUGGGGCCGAAAAUGAUCCAGAGUUUGAAUUUGAAUGGUGUUUAUCCAUUAUCUUUGACAAAGAAAUGAUGAUCACCGCUCUUAGAGUUGAAGUGACCGAUUUAAUUAUAAGUAAAAAUAUUUCCGACGAUAAAAAACAAGAAAUUCAACGUGCUUUUUCAAUUUUACAAAGUGCUACCAAUUCAACAAAUAGUAAUAAUAGUUCUGAACCAAUACCUUUAAAUAAAGUCGAAUUUUAAAUAUAUAAUAAAUAAUAAAUAAUAUAAUAAAAAAAUAUAAAAUAUAAAAUAUAAUAUAAAUUUUAAACAACAAAAAACAACAAAAAAACAACAACAACAACAGACAACAACAGACAAAAAACACAGAUUCAAAAAUCGUUUUAGCUUUG
Messenger RNA from Dictyostelium purpureum, 1274 nucleotides. RefSeq lists its product as uncharacterized. The coding region runs from base 1 to 1125 and encodes 374 amino acids. The record is from RefSeq and is a predicted model, not a curated record. Lineage: Eukaryota; Evosea; Eumycetozoa; Dictyosteliales; Dictyosteliaceae. The transcript has a single exon.